UUAUGUAUCAGUAUCAGUUGUUAAAUGAGUGAAUGGAUUUUUUACUAGUUACGGUAACAUUUUAAAACGUUUAGCAGGAAUCGAAUCGAAACAGUGUGUUUAUUCUUGAAGACUGCAUGGUAACGGUUAUAUGCUUCGCUCCGGUGUGGACGCCUGGGCUGUUAUCUCGUUGUUUCUAAAUGUCCGCGUUAUAUCAACGAUUAGGGAACUAUCCGUAUGAAACCUUCCACAUUUCCCCUACCUGUCCAUAGCUCACCUCGUCCUUAUUGUUUCACGGCUUAUUUUGCACAGGCAUGUUUCCCCGAAUCGGUUAUGGAGAACAGCCAGUCCGAUGAUUCAGAGUUGGCAGGACCGUUGUGGGCCAUGUUGUGGUCUGUAACGGAGGCUGCCGAGAAGCAGACACUACAGAUUGGAGCCUCGGCGUGCGGGGCUACUGCUGUGGUAGACGUCCUGCAGGCGCUGGGGAUUCCUGUUUCCCCGGAAACAGCUGACGAAUGUGUCCAGACCCGACUACGGAGGAAUGAGGCGCCACUAUGGGACUACCUGCUUUCCCGUAGUGAAGCUGGUGCCACACAGCAACAGCUUAUUGAAGGCGCAGAGCAUGCCAGUGGGGGGCAGGUUGUGGGCCGCUUCUUUGCCCUCCACCCCCCUCGGCGUUUGCAACUGGUGCCUUGGUUGGCUAGCUGGAUCUCCAGAGGCGCCGUUCCUGUGGCAACCAUGAACAUGCAGCAGGGUGUACACGAGGGUGAGGAGAUACCAGAUGCCUGGCAUCAUCAACUGGUGUUUGGGGUGGGGCCCAGUGCUGUGUACAUGACCAACCCGCUGGAUGUGGGAGAAGAUACACAGAAAAUCCCUCUCAUUCCCACAAGUUUCAGACCAAUAUACACUUGUAAAUACUAUCAUCAACUAGUCAAUGUCAUUAGUGUCUUCAAAAGGAGGCCUUUUGUGAGUGAGGCAGUCAUGCACAAACGGCUGUGUAGUGAGUCUGUGCUUCUGAUUCGCCGAGAGGAUGUCCUUCAAAGAUGGCUGGCCAACACUCCCGCCAGCACACUGUCUGAAGUCAGCUCUCACCCACGGUGGACAACGCUAGAUGUGGAGGAGGCGGGCUAUUUGCAUAACCUGUCGACAAAGAAAGCAUUUCGUCCCACCCCAAAGUCCCGAAGUACCAAAAAAAGUACCUCACUGGCACUUUUGGCCAGGUCAGGAAAAUAUGCCAUGAGGAAGACUGUGGGGAUGAUGGGGAGCUGAAGAUGAGCCACAUUGUCAUCCCAGCAGCAUAUCAGUCAGGAGUUACGCUUUUUGCUCUGCGGGUCUCUGUGGUGGGACAGCAGCUCCUGUGUACCCCUGAGUUGCCUCUUUUGUGAGUCAGCCUCUAACCUCAGCCUAGUGCAGCUGGGUCUGUCACCAACUGGCCUUACUGUGGAUAUAGUAGGCCUACUGUUAGUUAUCGGACACACCUAUGAUUACUCUAUAUUAAGGCAGGGUACACUCUUGACACUCUAGAUUUUAAGUAUGAGGUCACAAACUAUUUAGUGUCACGAAGCUUUCAGGAAACGCACCCCUGAAAAUUUACCUAAAUUUAUCUAAUGAAAAUUUGUUACAUUUUGUUGAGUUGUUACUUAAUGGGGCGUUAAUGUAUAAUGCGUUGUUACAAGAAGUGAUUUGAAAGUCAUCUUUGACCUGUAUUAAAUUAAAACUAGUAGAAAGAAAAUAAUCAGCCUUA
This is a messenger RNA of Paramormyrops kingsleyae, 1723 nucleotides long. RefSeq lists its product as uncharacterized. NCBI's taxonomy places the organism in Eukaryota, Metazoa, Chordata, Actinopteri, Osteoglossiformes, Mormyridae. The record is from RefSeq and is a predicted model, not a curated record.